GGCCGGAGGACUACGAAUCCCGUCGUGCCCCGCGCGCCGCCCGCCCUGACUGCGGUACCGGGGGCUGUGGUGGGCACCGGGCACCGCCGCCAGCCCCCGUCCAGCCCCCGGGACCGGCCGCCGCGGGGAGCGGCGCAAUGGGCGGGGAGGAGGAGAUCGUGCGCAUCGCCAGGCGGCUGGACAAGAUGGUGGCCAAGAAGAGCGCGGAUGGUGCAAUGGAUUUACUGAAAGAACUGAAGAGUAUGCCUAUGACUUUGGAUUUACUGCAGUCCACCCGCAUUGGGAUGUCAGUAAAUGCACUGAGAAAGCAGAGCACAGAUGAAGAAGUGAUAUCACUUGCCAAAUCCCUCAUCAAAUCUUGGAAAAAACUUCUAGAUGCUUCUGAGGAGAAAAGUGAGGAGAAAAAGAAAAGCCUGUCCUUGCCAACAUCUUCCUCAAAGGAGACUGGUAACUCAAGGGACCAAAGCUCCAACAAAAGGCAGGAGGCUCCGAAGACUCCAACCACCCCCAAAAUCACCACCUUCCCUCCGGCACCCAUCACCUGCGAUGCUGUCCGCAACAAAUGCAGAGAAAUGCUGACAACAGCUCUACAGGCUGAUGAUGACUAUAUUGCCAUCGGUGCUGACUGUGAGCACAUAGCAGCCCAGAUUGAAGAAUGCAUAUACCAAGAUGUCAAGAACACCGACAUGAAAUACAAAAAUCGAGUGAGAAGCCGCAUCUCUAAUCUGAAGGACUCCAAAAAUCCUGAGCUGAAGAAGAAUGUGCUGUGUGGGGCAAUUACCCCUGAGCAGAUCGCCGUGAUGACCUCGGAGGAAAUGGCCAGUAAUGAGCUGAAAGAGAUCAGGAAAGCCAUGACAAAAGAAGCGAUCCGGGAGCAUCAGAUGGCCAAGACAGGAGGGACGCAGACUGACCUCUUCACCUGUGGGAAAUGCAAGAAGAAGAACUGCACCUACACCCAGGUGCAGACCCGCAGCUCCGAUGAACCCAUGACCACCUUCGUCGUGUGCAACGAGUGUGGGAAUCGCUGGAAGGUAGCACACCAAGGAUAUUACUGGCACUGAGGGGUGUUAGGGUAGCUGCACCCACGAUGCUGCAGACGCUUAGCUGCUGCCCUCAGAGGUGCUUGCCAAACGCUGACUGGCUCUAGCAAGUGAUCUUUCCUCCCCGCACAGAGGCAAGAGCUCCUGGGUUCAUCCCAUCUCUGCAGACCAGCUGGGGUCAAGUCUCACUUUUGUAUUCCCUGCCUCCUUCCUCACAUCCCCUCUUCUGCCAUGACCAGCUUCACAGUGCUUUCCAUGCUCCCUCUGCCCCCUGAGAGAUGGUGGUGAUGACAUUCAGGAUUUUAAAACUGCUCUUUGACACUGCGCACAGAGCUUGGGGAUGAGCAGAAAUCUCCCAGUCAAUGGCGAGCAGAAAUGGUGCCGCUACCAAGAGCCAAAGAGCCACGACUGAGAGAUUCGAAUGGGGAGUUGUUUGGCCCCUGCUCCAGGGGCUGAGCCCUGCCUCUGCAGGAUCCCCAAGCCCUUGCCAGCUUCAGAAACAAGACCAUCACCUGGAUCCUUAUCUUCUAGGCAGCACACGCAUGACCCGCAACUCCCCUUGGCAGUGCGGUUUUUCUAAUCGGGGUUUAAACUCCCUUCUC
Molecule: messenger RNA, 1642 nt
Organism: Falco peregrinus (peregrine falcon)
Lineage: Eukaryota; Metazoa; Chordata; Aves; Falconiformes; Falconidae
Gene: TCEA2
Product: transcription elongation factor A2
Exons: 9
Coding region: 138-1061 (307 amino acids)
Biological process (GO): transcription elongation by RNA polymerase II; DNA-templated transcription
Cellular component (GO): nucleus
Molecular function (GO): zinc ion binding; nucleic acid binding
Source: RefSeq, a predicted model, not a curated record